UGUCCAGCAAUAAACUCAUCUCAGUUCAUAACAUCGGGGUGGAUCAGUGCAUCGCGACUGUUGCCAGUUCAAGAUCAAAUGUGGAAAUAUAAGUUCAUCUUUAAAGGGUAGAUCGCAAGAUUAAUUACAACGUUUUGACGCCACACUUGAGUGUUGACAAUGGGUCUCAAGGAAGAAUGAAGAAAGCCAGCGGUUUCCCUGGGUUGAGUUGAACGAUUUUGAGAAGCCGGAGGAGUGUGAUUGUGCGGCAGGAAUCAUCGUCAUGAGCGCAGGCAUGCAGAAACCACCAGUUGCCCCCAAACCAAAGAAUGCCCAGCCACAGAGGCCAGGGCCCUCCCCCUCCUCGACCCCCAAAAGAGAUGGCCUUUUUCAGGCUUCCCUCUGUACACCAAAGACGGUUAAACCAGCUCUGGCCCCUAAACCACCAUGCCUACCCAAACCAUUCCUCACCACUUCUGUGGAGUCCAAACCACCAUGCCUACCCAAACCAUGCCUCACCGCCACUAUGGAGUACAAACCUCUUUCCUCAAAGACUGUCCAUCACCAUCAGACUUAUUCUCAGAGACCAUCAGAGAUGUCUACAAGUAUAGGUCUUCUGAAGUCCAGGAAUACAAUACCUGAUUGGGAUAAUAUUAUUCCUAUCUGUCUGUGUAGCCAGAAGAACUGUCUGUGUGUUGGGAACAGUAUCACAACGGACACAGUGAUUAACACAAUUCCUAAAGACUUGAAAACAUUGCAUAACAAUUGCAAAACGGAGGAAUCUAAAAUAAAGCCUGUUCUCAGAUCUCGAUCUGGAGUGAACAAAGGGGUCAACAACAACAAGAGGAAAGCUCUACCAGACAAUUGCGUACAGGUUGUGUUGCUGUCCACCAAUAACCACCUCUUAAACCCGAAACAGAACCUCAACUCAGACAUUGUGACGCCAUCAUCACGCCCUGACAUAAAGCGCCCUCUUCCUCAAAGAACGCAUAGCAAUGAAGCCAACGGUAACGUCGUCACCACCUCCUCUAAUGCCAUUGGUCACGGAGAACAGGAAGAUCCCACCAGCUCCACAGGGAUUGGCAGAGACACUGGCACAUCCAAUCAGAACCCAGCUGCCCCUAGGAAGCCCCUCCCUGUCCCCGUACCACGGAAACCCAGGAAGUCUGUUCUGGUUGGACAGGAAGUCCCAGAGGAGGGGAGGCAAGGGAGGGAAAUGACUGUCAGAAAGGUGUCACUGGAGAGGAAAAGCAGCCCAUCUCUGUCUGUCAACGCACCUGCUACUCAGGCACACAACAUCCCAGAAAGUCCUGCCAGUACAAAUGAUAGCUGGGAGGGUCUCCCAUCCUCCAGGACACCCGGCCCGCCACCUGUUCCUGCUCCCCCGCCCAGAAAGGAAGCCUUUCUUUCUGAACCUGAGAGAGCAGCACUGACCUCCUCUGCCACCUCCUCUCAGCACCUCCUCCCCACCUCCUCCCCUCUGCACCUCCUCCCCACCUCCUCCCCUCUGCACCUCCCUCAGGAUGUAGAGGAGGAAGAGCUGAGAUGGGUGGAUGACGGUGUCUAUGAACUGGAGUGUUCAGUGGACAAGGAAGAGGAGGAGGAAGGGAGGAAUGAAGAGGAGGAGAUCCAUGAUAAGAUUAGUUGUCAUCCUCUCGCAACCAGUCUUUCCAACCAGCUGGAGCUCAGCUCCAACUGCCACUUUCCCCUCACCUUAAUAACCACUGGGAGUUACAAAGAAAACGUGAGUGCUCAAAACAAGAUGGCCGGCUUCCCCAAGAAACUGCAGAGACGCAGCUCCCCAGCAGCGUGGGUACUGAAGAAUGAACUGUCAGAAGAGAGAGAAGUGGAGGAACGAAAGACUUCCGAUAGUGACGAUGAUGGAGGUGCCCUCACCAAGGCCACGAAAGCUAUGAGAAAGCUCCCUGUAACCCCAGGAGAGGAUAAACCAAAAAGGAACAGACUCUUUCAGACGCUGGUGUCUCCUGUAUCCCAUAAGAGGAGCACAGACAACACACAGACAAAGGGCAGCUUGCCAACAGAUGAAACGCUGUCACCGUACAGGCCGUCUCGCUCCAGCCGGGGGAAACAGAAGGCCAAGUCCUUCUCCUCUGCCGACCUGACCCCCUCUGAGGGACAGAAGCGGAACUCUUUCCGGAGGCUUCUUGAUCUGAAACUCUCUGUCAAGAGGCUGCCCAAGCUGCUAGCCAAGGGAGGCCAGUCUCUAGACACCACUGCAGCUGAGGCAGAACAAUAUGCGGAUGAUGUAUUCCAAGACCGUGGCGUCUGUUUCCAGGAACGCCUGGGCAUUCGGGUGGGGGAUGCCCGCAAGUUCUCCUGUCCCCAGCUGGGGGUGAUUGGGGUUGGGGCGGAGCAGAGCGUGGACGGGGAUGAGAUCCACUACCCCGGAGCGGAGCAGGCUGUGGAGUAUGAAAAUGUUCCCUAUUACGAGGCCAUACCUGAGUAUUUUAUCCAGCCUGUUGGACUGGGAUUACGGGGGAGUGAGCUGGGGGUGGGUACACCACCGGACCAGUCGGAGUGCCACAACCACCUGUAUGAUGAUGCCGAUAUCUAUGAGGAACAGGAGCCGUACCAUCCCCUGAAGAGACACAGUGAACACAGCAGCACUGAGGAAUUCUUCUAUGAGGAACAGGAGCCGUACCAUCCCCUGAAGAGACGCAGUGAACAACAACUGAACCAGCACAGCAGCACUGAGAGGAGUUCUAUAGAUGAGGAUGUUGGCCCGCUAGAUGAAGGUCAGUCGGAUGAAGACGUCAUGGUUCAGAGUUCAGAUGAAGAGGAUGAUGAGAGUUCCUCCUCUAGCAAAGGAGAACCUGAGAAGCCUGAGGAGAGCGAGGCUGGCAGUGGUGCCAAGCGGAACAAGAUAGUCCACAUCGCCAGAGAGAUCAUGAGCUCCGAGAAUGUAUUUGUCAACGUCCUGAAGCUUCUCCAUAUCGAUUUCCGUGACGCGGUGGCGAAGGCUUCUCGUCCGAGUGGGAAGCCUAUUAUAGAGGAGGCUAUUCUGAACCAGAUCCUGUACUAUCUGCCCCAGCUCUACGAACUGAACCAGGACCUGCUCAGAGAGCUGGAGGACAGGGUCGCCCAGUGGGAUGAACAUGGUCGUCUAGCUGACAUCUUUGUGAAGAAAGGGCCUUAUCUGAAGAUGUAUUCCACAUACAUCAGAGAGUUUGACAAGAAUGUGGCCCUACUAGACGAGCAUAGCAGGAAGAAUCCAGCCUUCGCUGCAGUGGUGCGGGAAUUUGAGGCUGGUCCUCGCUGUGCCAGUCUGGCUCUGAGGCAUUACCUGCUGAAGCCUGUUCAGAGGAUCCCUCAGUAUCAGAUGCUGCUCACAGACUACCUGAAGAACCUGUCUCCAGACUCGGCAGAUUACAAAGACACACAAGCUGCUCUGGGCAUCGUGAAGGAGGUGGCCAACCAUGCCAAUGACAUCAUGAAACAGGGGGAUAACUUCCAGAAGCUGAUUCAGGUUCAGUGCCGUCUGAACGGACACCAUGAGAUCGUCCUGCCUGGGAGGGUGUUCCUGAAAGAGGGUGUUCUGAUGAAGCUCUCCAGGAAGGUCAUGCAGCCCAGGAUGUUCUUCCUGUUCAACGACACGUUGCUGUACACCACACCUGUUCAAUCUGGCCAGUUCAAACUCAACAACAUGCUGUCUCUGACUGGGAUGAAGGUCAGCAAACCCAGCCAAGAGGCCUUUCAGAAUGAGCUGACCAUUGAGAGUGUGGAACGCUCCUUCAUACUCUCUGGCAGUUCUGCGGUUGAGAGAGAUGAUUGGCUGGAGGCCAUCUCCACAGCGAUCAAUGACUACACCAGGAAGAAGAUUUCCUUCAUCUCCAGCAAGACUCUGGAGGAGACUGGGUCUGAGGACAGUGGCAGUGGGGCCCCUUUGGGUUCUAAAGCCCCUAUCUGGAUCCCAGACCCAAGGGCCACCAUGUGUAUGGUCUGUACCUGUGAGUUCACCCUCACCUGGAGACGACACCACUGCCGAGCCUGUGGAAAGGUGGUGUGCCAGUCCUGCUCCUCCAACAAACACUGUCUGGAGUAUCUGAAGAACCAGCUGGCCAGAGUGUGCGAUCAGUGCUUUAUUGUACUACAGCAGAGAAGUGAAAAGGACCUGUCUGCAACUCUCUCCCCUGGUGGAAAAUCCUCCUUUGCUUUCGCCAGGAAAACGAAGAAGAUCCCUGCUGCCCUCAAGGAGGUGACAGCGAACACAGACAACUCGUCUAUGAGUGGUUACCUGCAGAGGUCAAAGGGCAAUAAGAAGCAGGGGAAGAGGCUUUGGUUCGUCAUCAAGAACAAAGUUCUGUAUACGUACGCUGCCAGUGAGGACGUGGCAGCGUUAGAGAGCCAGCCAUUGCUGGGCUUCAUGUUGAAAGAGGAGGAAGAAGGGGCAGUUCAGAAGCAACAGUUCAAGCUCUAUCACAAAAACACGCUGCAUUACAUUUUCAAGGCAGACGACUGCCAAACUGCCCAAAGGUGGAUAGAUGCGUUCAAGGAAGCUAUGGUGCUCUAACCAUCAUUCUCUGUACCUGCAGUCGAUGAACUGUACCUAAAGCAGUGACGUUACGAAGGUGUGGCCGUGUCACUGUAUGAUGAUGUGAAUAUUGGAAUUGUAUUGUAAUACAAUUCAUUAUGUCUCUACUGAAAACCAAUAAGAGCACAGUGGAGGCAUUCAUUGCUGAUGCAAGCAUAAUACCUAUAUCCCCAAAUGAAGGAUUUUUUAAAUUGUUGAUAUGAAGCAGAUUUUUGGGUGGGAUUAUGACUCAUAGAACACAGGUGGGUCGUUCCAUCAUUUAGGUGCCUUUUUGAGCAGUCUAACGUGGUGAAACAAAACGGUAGAUUUCACCUCAUUUUAACAUUUUAUCAUGAAGAGCUUCAACAUGUUCAACAUGAAGAGCACAUGUUCAACAUGAAGAGCACAUGUUCAACAUGAAGAGCACAUGUUCAACAUGAAGAGCACAUGUUCAACAUGAAGAGCACAUGUUCAACAUGAAGAGCACAUGUUCAACAUGAAGAGCACAUGUUCAACAUGAAGAGCACAUGUUCAACAUGUUCAACAUGAAGAGCACAUGUUCAACAUGAAGAGCACAUGUUCAACAUGAAGAGCACAUGUUCAACAUGAAGAGCUUCAACAUGUUCAACAUGAAGAGCACAUGUUCAACAUGAAGAGCACAUGUUCAACAUGAAGAGCACAUGUUCAACAUGAAGAGCACAUGUUCAACAUGAAGAGCACAUGUUCAACAUGAAGAGCACAUGUUCAACAUGAAGAGCUUCAACAUGUUCAACAUGAAGAGCACAUGUUCAACAUGAAGGGCACAUGUUCAACAUGAAGAGCACAUGUUCAACAUGAAGAGCUUCAAUAUGUUCAACAUGAAGAGCACAUGUUCAACAUGAAGAGCACAUGUUCAACAUGAAGAGCUUCAACAUGUUCAACAUGAAGAGCACAUGUUCAACAUGAAGAGCACAUGUUCAACAUGAAGAGCACAUGUUCAACAUGAAGAGCUUCAACAUGUUCAACAUGAAGAGCACAUGUUCAACAUGAAGAGCACAUGUUCAACAUGAAGAGCUUCAACAUGUUCAACAUGAAGAGCACAUGUUCAACAUGAAGAGCUUCAACAUGUUCAACAUGAAGAGCACAUGUUCAACAUGAAGAGCACAUGUUCAACAUGAAGAGCUUCAACAUGUUCAACAUGAAGAGCACAUGUUCAACAUGAAGAGCACAUGUUCAACAUGAAGAGCACAUGUUCAACAUGAAGAGCACAUGUUCAACUUCAUAAAAAAAAAAGAAAACAUUUUCCAUCUAAAAAAAUAUACUAUAGUAUAAGUGCAAAAUAAAGUAACAGGGUUGGCGAUUUCAUCUUUAAACAGUCAUAAAUCCCCUUGUGACAGGAGGAAUGGAAGUUUGUUGUGUGCCACAGGGAUGAGCAAUUCAAAGUAAACUUCAGAUUGUUGUUUUAUUUUACUGUUAAAACAUUUCUGUCCAUCUAUGUGUAACAGGGUUGACAUGUUAUGUUUGACCCACUCACUUUUCCAAUUAAAACCCCCCAGAAAAUGGCCAAGAUUAGUAGAACCAGUUUACCUGCUUAUACACUAUAGUUUGAAUAUUAGAUAUUUAUUUUGCAGAAUAAAAAAAUAAAAAAAUUAAGGAAUAGUUUCACCAUAUUAAAAUGAGAGUUCAGCUCACAUAACAGGGUUGACAAAAUGAGGGACAGACGUAAAUUAAUCACUAAUCACAUUAAAAUAAAUACAUUUUCAGAAAUUCAUUUGUCAAAGUAACAAAAUAACUAGAGCUUGACAAUGAUGGUGAAAUCUUGGAUAAAUGCUGGGAUUAAAGUGUGUUAAAAUCUUCAUAGUUGGUCCAAGGAGGGAUGUCAAAAUUCUGCAUAUUUGCACUUUAGCGUUUUAUUAAAUUAUCCAUGUGCUAUAUAUUAAAGGGCACUUCAAUUUUUUAUUUAUUUAACUAAGCAAGGCACUUAAGAACAAAUUCUUAUUUACAAUGACGGCCUACCCUGGCCAAACCCUAGCCGGGACAAUGCUGGGCCAAUUGUGUGCCGCCCUAUGGAACUCCCAAUCACUUCUGGUUGUGAUACAGCUUGGAAUCGAACCAGGGUCUGUCGUGACGCCUCUAGCACUGAGAUGCAGUGCCUUAGACCGCUGCGCUACUCGGGAGCCCAAAUGAAUAUAACAGGCUUUUAAAAUGCAAUAUUUGGCCGUAAUUUCUACUUAAAAUGUCAGAGACGCAAAAGGCACUUAUUUUGUGGAACAACCCAGGUUGUAAAGUGCUUAUAGAUGGUUGAAGACCAUAUUUGGCCGUAUUUUACCAAUUCAAAUGCCGUCAGCCCUGGAGGCUUGCACAUAAGAGCUGUAGAGUUUUGUUACCGACGUGUCAGUCUCAUUACUGGUGACAUCCUCCUUUUAUAGUAUUUACCAUUUAGGUUGAUUGAAUAUCUUAUUUUAAUGCGUUAUGCAGAACAGUCAAAUAAAUGUGUGGUUUUAUCACAGGACUUGUUCUAUGGAAUGUUGUUGAUUCAUAAGACCUCUUUUCAUCACGCCAUUGCAGUUAUGUCAUCAAGGGGGGACACACACACAACGUGAGCAUAAUUCACACCAUUACAGCUUUAUCUCAGACACUGCAUUGAGUAGUACAGACAUGUCUGUUUGUUUACUGCACCUGAAAAACAUUAAUGCAUUUGUGUGUGUGGGGGGAGUUGAAGGGGAUUCACUCAUGAACACAUGGGCCUUUGCACUUGUUCUGUGGGAAUGAAUAAAUCAAAUCCCAACA
Oncorhynchus kisutch (coho salmon) is the source of this 7279-nucleotide messenger RNA. RefSeq names its product FYVE, RhoGEF and PH domain-containing protein 6. The record is from RefSeq and is a predicted model, not a curated record. The transcript is spliced from 20 exons. Bases 263 to 4510 code for a protein of 1415 amino acids. Gene Ontology annotation, molecular function: metal ion binding; guanyl-nucleotide exchange factor activity. NCBI's taxonomy places the organism in Eukaryota, Metazoa, Chordata, Actinopteri, Salmoniformes, Salmonidae. Gene Ontology annotation, cellular component: cytoplasm.